Messenger RNA from Linum tenue, 878 nucleotides. The record is from the annotation of a GenBank genome assembly. NCBI's taxonomy places the organism in Eukaryota, Viridiplantae, Streptophyta, Magnoliopsida, Malpighiales, Linaceae.
UGGAUUGGAAGAUGCAAAACUUUACUUUACCACCAAAAUUAGAGGCCAGCCUUUUAGCUACCUUUGGAAUUGGGACACAAAUAUCAUCACCAUAUCAACACUACUCUCCCUCUCCAUUAUUGCAUACUGCCAUUCACGUCUCUGUCACAUUUCUCCCUUUUAACAAUUCCAACAAUAUUAUUAUUAUAUAAAUCUCCAUACCUCACUCACACCUCCAAUCCAAAGCCAGAUACUAAGUUAUCCCAGUAUUGCUUUCAAUGGAAGAAGACUUGUCCUGUUGUUCUGCUUCUUCUUCUUCUUCUUCUUACCCUCCUUCCACUCCUUCCACUUCCAACAAUUCGUCCUCUGCCCAUGGCGGCGGGGACAAACACAAGUCGAUUCAGAUGGUGCCCAGAUCGGUCUCCGACAGGCUUCUCGACAAGUUCUUCGAUGUGACCGAAUUCGGAUUCGAUUACGAGCAGAGCGGGUUGUGGUCUCCACCGGUGAAGAGGAGUGUGUUCAUGAAUUCCCCCGGUGGGAGGAUAUUCAAUGAGGAAGAGAUGCUCCACAAGCUCAGGAGCGUGAUGGAUGCUCGCAGUUCCAGCAGCAGGAGAUACAAGGCUUGUUUCAACGUGGUGGUUUGGUGCUGUUGAGUUGAGUGACAGAAAAUGAAUGAACUCCCUUCCCUGGCUAUCCAGAAAUGGGGAAAUCUCUCAUUUUCCUGUUGUAAUUCCUUCCUUCCUUCCUUCCUUCUGCUCCAUUGUUUGGCUGUCUUUGGAAUUAUCAUGACAUUGUAAAUGUGCAGUACUGUACUGUACUGCUAAUCUUGUGAAUAUACAUAGUGGCUUUGUUAUACAGAAAGCCAUUGCAAUUGCAGCAAAGAUUUAAAUCUAAUGCGU